UGCACAUAUAUACAUAUAAUUUUUAAAACAAAAAUAAGAUCUUACUAUGCUUUCUGAUUGUUUUGCUUGACUCUCUUGGACAUCAUUCCACAUCAGUAGAUAUAUUCUAUACCAAAAUUGUCAGUGGCGGAAUAGUAUUCCAUUGGGAGGACACAUCCCAUCAGACAUUUGUUGUUCUUUCUAAUUCUGGUUGACAUAAACAAAGAUAUGACAAACAAGAUAAAUCUUUCUAAAAUGUGGCUGUGCACACGUCAUCCCCUUAUUUCUCUCCUGCUCAAAACCCACCAAGAGCUUCCCAUUACCCACAUGGCAAAGCCUCACUUCUAUAACUUGGCCUUUGGGUCUGUCCUGUGUCUGCCUGGAACUUCCCUCUGCCCAGAUCCCCUACCCUUGCCAGGCAGUUUGGGCCACUGGAUCUUUACAGGCCCUGUCCAUUCCCGCAUCUGCACCUUUGCUCUGGCUGUGUUCCCAGCCUGGGCUGCCCUCUCCCUCUCACACCACUUGGCCCCAUCCCAAGGGUCUCCACCUCCUUCAGAACUCCACCCUUCAGUGACUGAGUCUUCUCUUUUUCAUGAUCCCUUCUUGUAUGGUUCACUCAGAAGGCACUUUGCACAGUCUUGUAUCUUUGCUCUCCUUUCAGGGGAAUUUUUCACUUCCCAACAACGCUGGAACCAGCGAGGAUACACUACUGUGUCUACAGUGCUCAGAAGGGCACCUCGCACACACAGGCACCUCCUGGGUCAAAGUUUGCUGAUGGUGAGCGCAAGGAUUGGUUUCAUCUUUCUCCCUGGAAUGAGGGUGGAGAUGGAAAGACGCGCCUCUGUGUCCUUCCCACUCACUGCGGGCCUGUGCCCACAGUGCCCAAUCUCAGCUUGAUGAUGGCUGUCAACGCCAUAAGACCCACGGGGACAGCUAAUGCAGCACCCACAGUCCCCAUCUCCUGGAGACAGGGACGAAGGUACAAAGGAGGAGGUGGGAAUGGUCUUUCUGGCUCUAGGCACCAGGACUUCUGGGAAGGGGAGCUGAACAGGAGUGGAGGGUGGGGGAAGGCCACUCUGGGGUGCUAAUCCCAGCUUCCUGUCUGGAUUUUCUUCGACUGCUGCUCAGGGCCUAUCUUAGGAUGGUCACAGCUGCCGAAAUAGAUCUCUCCCUUCACCUGUUCUUAAGCAAAGAAGACCUCGAUAACUUCCUGUUGAAAGAAUGAAAGCUUUGGUAAUUUUUCCGGGAUGAAGGGCAAUAAUGGGGUCACUGAUGUUAAACUCCCCAGACUUUGCCACCUCUUUGGAGCAGUGGCUCCCCUUGACCAGGAACCGGGGAGCAAACAGGGGCCAGCCUUUUCCGUAAACUUGGUUGGUGUUUCCUUCCUUGGUGGCCUCCAGAAACCACUCUUGGCCCGCAGGACGGCCCUCUGAUUCAGAGUGACAGGGAGCAAAUCCUUUGCCCUCCUCAUUCACCUGCCCCUUGCCCCCAAGCCUGCUCCAACAGAAUUCUCUACUCCUAACUCAUCAUCCUAGUCAGCUGGGCACUGGGCCCCAAAAACCAAGUGUCCGAAUUGGGGCGGGCCUCCCCAGCCACUCACGCGUUCACUCAACAAACUCGGCCCCCCAGGCUCCGUGCCGGGGAUGCCCCAGGCUGCGAGGUACAGCGAGGGAUGCGCCGUGAUGCCCAGGCAGCCACGGCGCGGGGGGUUGGAUGUGGACAUCUGGGAGAGAGUUGGGCCUCCGGGGGUGGGGGUGAGGGUCCUCGGGACCCCUCGUCCCUAGAGGUGGAGAGAGAAGAGCAGGAGGCGGCGACGAAGGGCGAACGUCCCAGGCACCGGAACGCUGGCGGGACCUGCGCAUGCGUAGGAGGAGACUUUGGCGUCGCCCAGCGUCGUCAAGGUAACCCUGAUCCGCUGCAGCUGGCCAUGGCCUCAGGGACUGGAGGGAGCUGGGGUCGUCCCCCCGCACAGACUGUAGCCCCGACGCCCUGGGUGACCAUUCUGCAGCCCCUCCUGUGGGCCAUCCCACCUCCGUCCCCACAGCCGAGCCGCGUGAAGGAAGACCUGCUGGAACUGAUGAUGCUGCAGAACGCGCAGACGCACCAGCUGCUUCUGAGUGGCCAGGUGGCAGCGGCGCUCAACCAGGGGCUUGCCUGGUCCGGCCCGCAGGUCUACCUGGAGGGUCAACAGGAGGCGGCGUAUGAAGAGGAGGAGGAGACGGAAGCCCAGGAGGAGGGGCCUUUGGUGUUCCACCACCACUACCUGCCCUGCCUGAUGCCUGCUCUGGGCCCCCUGCUCCCCUGGCCGGCCCCUCUCCUUUCCCCUCCCCUACCGCAGCCCCACUUGCAGCCCUUGGCCAGGGUUCAGCACCACCCUGCUACCUCUGGGAAAAGGGGGGCGAGAGCAGUGCCCCCGCCCCCACCCCCCAGCGCCGCAGGGACUGUGGGUGUGGAUGUACCCCCAGCUUCAGGUAGGGACCAGGUGGGUGGGCAGUGGGGCCCAGGCCUGGCGGUCGAUCAGAGGCCAGGAAGGCCAUGCGCCCUGGGGGGCUGAGGGCCCCCCACUGUCAUGGCCGCGGACACCUGGCCUGUCCCCUUCCGGUUUCCUCCCUG
This is a messenger RNA of Balaenoptera musculus (blue whale), 2592 nucleotides long. RefSeq names its product proline rich 29 (gene PRR29). NCBI's taxonomy places the organism in Eukaryota, Metazoa, Chordata, Mammalia, Artiodactyla, Balaenopteridae. The record is from RefSeq and is a predicted model, not a curated record. The transcript has 5 exons. The coding region runs from base 1652 to 2533 and encodes 293 amino acids.